Messenger RNA from Paramecium sonneborni, 404 nucleotides. The record is from the annotation of a GenBank genome assembly. NCBI's taxonomy places the organism in Eukaryota, Ciliophora, Oligohymenophorea, Peniculida, Parameciidae.
AUGAAAUAGGACUAAUGGUUAUGUUAAUAAACCAUAACUGAUUACAUAAUAUAUUCAUUAAGUUUAAAUGAACAAUAAAAUAAAUUGAUAUCUUGUUCAGAUGAUAAAUAAAUCUUAGUAAUAGAAUAAUAAAAGUUGGAUAAAAAAUGGACUGCUAAAUAAAUUAUAUAAGUAGAUUAUUAUGGGUUUAGAUUAUGUUUUAUAAAUAAUGUUAAUUUACAUUCUAACCUAUAAGCAAAGAAUAAAUAUAUAUACAUGAAUUGGAUGAGAGUAAUAAUAUUGCUGUACAGUGCGGUUUAAGUAGUGAUGGUUGUUUAUUCCCAUAAUAAUAUUUAAAGUCAAAAUGCCUCCUGGUAAAUAAGAAUGGUAAGAAUUAACUUAAUGAGAUAGGAAGAAAAUAGUGA